This is a messenger RNA of Anopheles arabiensis, 2748 nucleotides long. Its product is annotated as BTB/POZ domain-containing protein KCTD9. The transcript has 2 exons. The coding region runs from base 256 to 1230 and encodes 324 amino acids. Gene Ontology annotation, molecular function: protein binding. NCBI's taxonomy places the organism in Eukaryota, Metazoa, Arthropoda, Insecta, Diptera, Culicidae. Gene Ontology annotation, biological process: protein homooligomerization. The record is from RefSeq and is a predicted model, not a curated record.
AAACGCGCAGAAACGUUGUACGGGAACGAUUUUAAAAUUAAUGCAAACGCAUCCAGGCCCGUGCGUGGGACGGCUGGAAAGGGUGCACGGGAGGUAAACACACACAAGAACAACAAAGGCAACGCAAGCCGAAAGAAAACAUAGGAGUGGCUUGGGCUCUGCCGUUUGGUUUUGUUCUUUUCGCCACCCGCACAGCCGGAGGUGCAACGAUCAUCAACCGAAUCGUGCUCCUGCUCGCCGUCAACCAUCGCGGCAAUGGAACCACCGAACGGAACGGUGUCGCCAGCGGAGCCGGCGGCCGACAGUGACCCGGUGGAACCGAUCCGAACCGCGCCCGAACCGGACGGACGCGCCGAACGGUGGGUAACGCUGAACGUCGGGGGCGAGAUCUUCACCACCACCCGACUGACGCUGACGAACCGCGAACCGAACAGCAUGAUCGCCCGGAUGUUCGCCCAGGACCAGCUGAAGCCGGCCGAGCAGGACGGGCAGGGCGCGUACCUGAUCGACCGGAACGGGCACUACUUCCGGCCGAUCCUGGACUACCUGCGGCACGGGCGCGUCAUCUAUGACCGGCACGUCAGCCUGCAGGGCAUACUGGAGGAGGCCCGCUACUACGGGCUGGACGGGCUGGCCCGGCUGAUCCAGGAGAUCGAGCGGGCGGACGUGUCGCUGACGCGGCUCGACUUUAUCCGCACGCUGGUCACCUCGUCCCACACGACCGAGCUGCGGUUCCAAGGGGUGCACCUGUCCGGCAUCAACCUGUCGAAGCUGGACCUGCGCAACAUCAACUUCAAGUACGCCUGCCUGUCGCACUGCAACCUGUCGUACGCCAACCUGAGCUGGUGCUGUCUCGAGCGGGCGGAGCUGCGGUGCGCCAACCUCGAGGGCGCCAAGCUGCACUCGGUGAUGGCGGCCUGUGCCGAUCUGCAGGGCGCGAAGCUGAAGUGCUGCGACCUGACCCGGUGCAGCCUGGAGAACGCCAACAUGAAGGGGGCCACGCUCGAGGGCAGCGUGAUGGAGGGCGUCAGCCUGCGGGUGGCCAACCUCAAGUCGGCCAACAUGCGCAACUGCACGCUGAACGAUGCGGAUAUGGCCGGUGCCAAUCUGGAGUCCUGUGAUCUGACCGGUUGCAAUCUAAAGGGUGCGAACCUGCGCGGUGCCAACCUGAAGGGCGCCCAGCUGGAAAAGCUGGUCACACCCGUCCACAUGUCCCAGAUCGACAUUUAGUCAGCACUUCGUUGGCUUCCGGGCGGAGCCAAACCCAACAGAAGAUAAGCCAAACAGCAGUGUGCGCGUCGCACUUCGAAUUGGCGCCUUUGCUGAGGAGCUUUUGCUAGAAAGUAUUACGUAUUACGUACAGUGCUGCAAAAUGUCAUGAGAAUCACGAGAUGCUCACCAACGAAAACAAUGUCCAUAACCGUGGUAGCUUGAUGCUCAUUGCUGAUACUCAAUGAAACUGCGUCAUGACAUGCUGAACGCGAUAUAUGCGAGUGCUUGAGUCAAACGCGAUACUCUGACUGACAAACUGAGCUUAGUGCCGUCACAAGCGUAAUCAUGACUUUUUUCUGGCUGUGCAUAGUGCUGCCAAAUGCCACUGGCUUCAGUCAUCAACAUUUAUGGCUGAAAUGUAACUCAAAUCAGCUCACGUACACAAUUGAGAUGAUCAGAGAUGAGACUCAUACAGUUGGUGGACCAAUCACAUGCUUGGUGACAUUUGUUUUAGCACCGAGCUCUUGGUUACUCGCUUGGUCACGCUUGGUUUCGAUUAUCUGUCGGGUCAAACAGAGCGAGAAAACAUGCUCAUUACGUUUCUUGGAAUCACUCGCAAGCACCGUAUAUCUCCCAUGACCAUCGCGAUGAUCACUUAAGUGACUGACCAAGAGAAACCACCAACUGUUUGAGUCUCACCUCUCGUGACGCUGACAUGAUUUUGUUUCAGUCGGAAUUUGUCAUUACUAUGUCAGUGAUAUUUUGCAGAACUGAUCACAGUGUAAAGAAAAAGUCAUGACAUAGUGACUGACCAAGCGUUGAUCGCAAAAAUGUCACGAUGCAUGCAUUUACCAACACCAGUCGUUUUGAGUAUCACCUCUGAUUAUCACAAUUGAGUACGUGACGCUGAAUUUUGUUUCAGUCAGAUUUUUUUAUGGCAUUGACAGUGACAUUUUGCAGCACUGCCUAUAGCGUAGUAAAGUUAUACGCACAACCGCAGUCAUAAUUUGAGCAGAAGCAACAUGUUUUCCAUUUAAUGCUUUUCCCCGAAUCGUUCUAUGUUAUCUAUGUACAAAAGUUUGAAAUAUUGAUAUUAACAUGUUAAGCGAUAACAGUCUAAAAUACUGUUCCUAAAACUUCCGAGGAACAAACACAACUAACGGCAUUAUAGUAUAUAGAGGUUAAAGGCUUGGUGCUGCUGGCUGACAUAGAGAAACGGGCUAAAGCUACAUACCCAGUCCGGCCCACAGCAGCCAAAACACAGAUGUUGCAAUGCAAUUUAAUGUGUGCGCUCAUUGCGCACAGGUAAUGUAUAUAAACUUGCUAGAACUGUAGCGGAACCGACGUCACAACGAAUGAUAUUCCAUCGAACUGACAGCAUGCGACUGUUGCUGCUCGCUUAUGCCUUGACAAACCCCGUUGCGAGACGGUACGCGAAACGGAAAAUAAAUGUAACACGUUAGUUGAAACUAGUUCCUUGGAGUUUGGAGUUACGGGAUUUGCGUGUUGGCAUGCAGCAUUGCUGUACAAAUUGUA